Trichobilharzia regenti is the source of this 894-nucleotide messenger RNA. The record is from the annotation of a GenBank genome assembly. NCBI's taxonomy places the organism in Eukaryota, Metazoa, Platyhelminthes, Trematoda, Strigeidida, Schistosomatidae.
AUGCGAAAUUUAUUACUACAGGGAUUAUGUUUCCUCCUACUCCUUUUAUCUAAAACCAAUGCUAGUCAUGAAUAUGAUACGAAUUCAAUACUAGACGCAUACGCAGAUUCAUACUGUCAAGUUGUGAAUUCCAAAUUUCUUAUGAUUGAACUUGAAACGUACGUGAAUCCCCAGAAUGCGGAAGAAACAACUAAACUGGAAAUCCUGAGACUCGAACACUUAUAUCAAAGUAAAUGGGCGAAGGAAUUUCUCGAAUCAAUAGGUGCCAAAGAUAAGAAGCUCAUGAAUCUUUAUAACGAUGAAUACAGGAAGGCAUUGGAAGACGAUACUGCUUUCCAGCACAACAUUUUUGCUCAUAGAUCGUUAUACAAUCGUAUGAAAAGGUAUAUUUCGAAUAAAUGGGAAAAUCGAAAAAAGCUCGAUAUCGCAGAAGGAAAAUUUUUCACGGAGACGUCAGACAAUUUGAGAAAAUACAGAGCUAAACUUAAAGCGCUGGAAUCCGCAGCGGUCAUCGCAUCUAAUGCAUACCGAAAAACGUCAACUUAUUUGCGAGGUGUGGGGAUGGGAAUAUCCACAAAUGACACAUUGAAUGAGGCUGAAAUCACAGAAGCCUAUGAGAAGGCUCGUUCUGAGUUUUCCGACGGCACAGAGGAACUAGGCGACAAAAUAAAACUACUGGAAAUGAAGAGGUUUCAAUUUUUGAAGUCUGAUUGCAAUUAUUCUCUCUGGGAUAUUCUUGGCUAUCGCUGUACUGAUAGUGUUAUAUCUCACUGGACAAGGUAUAAAGCGUUGCAACAAUGUGACAGCCAAGACUCUUCUACCAAGUUGGUUAGCCCUUAUUACUUGGGCGGCAACUGUUUAUUUGUUCAUGUGCAUAUCUGUGAUGUUUAUUGA